AUGCUCACCGCGGUGGUGGAGGUGGAGCGGGGGAGCCAGCCAGGCCCCGAGGAGACCUGUCACCCCACCCUUCUUCUGGAGGGGUCCAACAGCAUCCGCCUGCUUCGGCCAGGGACUCUGGAGACACAGGAGGCAGAGCAGGAGCUGCUAGCUCGAGUCCAGCCCGCACUGGGCUCUGUGGGCCGAGGGUACAAUGUGGCCCUGUUGCUUCGGGGUCGGGAAACAGAGGCACCCCGGCUCGUGCCUCAGCUGCUGCAGAUGCUGUUUGAGGAAGCUCUGCCUCUUGGGAGCUCUGAUCCUGUGCUUAGUACUCUUAGCCUGGUGCAGCUCAGCCCCAAUGGGAAGAUUCGGGACCUGCUCUCUCCAGGGACAGAGAACCUGUCGGUGCUGGAUGUGACCCCUCUGGGCUUGGUGGUGCAAGACGCCAAUGAAGUGGAGGUGUCCGACUCAAGAGCUGCCUCAGAACUGUACUUUCAGGCCACAGGGGGUGAAGGCAGAGACUGCCCCCUGCUGCAGGUGUUGGCGGGUGAGCUUGCUGAGGAGGAGGAGGGCUCUCUGCCCUGGGUUGUCUCAUGGCUCCUGGAAGGAAACAACUACAGUGGUCUUCUUCUUCGCUUGGACCUUCAAGGUUGCUCCCUGAGCUUGCUCCAGGCUGCUCUCUUGGGGGCCGCAGGAAGGAGAAUGCAGGUGAAACAGGUGAAGCCGACCCUGUGGGAUGCAGCAGAAGAGGCCCGAGCCCGCCGGGCUGGCCUGAAGAGCCUGCGUUCGGGCCUUCUUGGGGACCCCCUGACAGAUGCUGGGCUCACCCAGCUGGGCAGGGCACUGCGGGAGUUGCAGGUGGUAAAAGCCUGGAGCCGGCGCUUGGGAAGCUGCAUGCUCAAAGGGGUCAAAGCUGAGGCUGUGCUGCUCUCAGAACCACAGCCCUGGGCCUUGGGAAUUAAGCAGGCCCGGCAGGCCCCAGAUGUGUCCCUGCAGUUCUUCCUGGCCCAGGCUCGGAGGCAGAGACUGCGAGAAAAGCACCAAAUUUGGAUCCAAGAGGAACUGAAGAAUUUGGAACAGGAGGAGGAGGAGGCAGGAGACCAGGUCAAAAGCCUGGUGGCUGGAGAAGAGGCCUCCAAGAAGAGACAGCGAUGGCACCAGGAGCAGACAGUGCUGAGACACCAGCUGGAGGCUCUUAAGGCAGAGCGGGACACUGCGGAGCAGGACCUGAUAGCCCUCUAUGACCUGCAUGUGCAGGCCACCCGAGCUCAGACACAUCACGUGUUACAGGUGUUCCAAGCCUGGCGGGGGCUGUGGGAGGAACAGACCAUGGCCACAGAGCAGCACCACCGCAGCCUGCUGGCUGGCAUCCUGCAAGACACCAUCAGUUUGGCUGCACAGAACCAGGAGCUCCAAGCCCAGAACCAGCAGCUUCGGCAGGCUGCAGACUAG
Molecule: messenger RNA, 1431 nt
Organism: Miniopterus natalensis
Lineage: Eukaryota; Metazoa; Chordata; Mammalia; Chiroptera; Miniopteridae
Source: RefSeq, a predicted model, not a curated record